CAAACAAUAGCUAGCACAGUCCUGCAGCCAAGCGUAAGUUGGACAAAGGAGACUACUCCAGAACUACAGAUAUCCUGCAUAUGCACCAACAAAUGCACCUUGGGCAUAAACGCUGCCCAACUCGCGAUUCCAUCUCCCCAAUCUCCAACUCAACACUUCUCUCAACUCAAUCUCUACUACACGAAACCAUCAUCACUUCUUCAUCUCGAAAAGCAUAGCCAAAAAGACAAUUCAGCACACCCGCCUCAAACACCAACAAUGCUCCCCCCCAAACCACAAACCCAAUCCACCGAAAACCUCCUCCUCAAAUGCCAAAAAGAAACUCACAAAAAAUGCCUCCCCCCAGAAUGGUCCAUCCACCCCGCCAACAAAGAAAUCCUCCCUCCCCCGGACACCCUCGCCCUCGCCAUCCAAAUCGACGCAUCCUCCUCCUCCUCCUCCCUAACCCGCAUCAACUUCCUCGACGCCGCCUCCAACCGCUCCGUCGGCUCCAUCCUCGGCGCCGAAUACCGCGGCUCCAUUGUCGUCGUGCCGUGGCGCCCCGGGCUCAAAUUCGUCUGCGUCGCGACGGAUCGACGGCGCAGUGGGUGCCGCAUCGGCGUAGUGAGGGAGGCUAAAAGAGGAGCUGCAGCAGCAGUAGCGAGGAUGAAGAAGAAGGAUGCUGUUGUUGCUACUGCUGUUGCCGCUGCCGCAAAGAGGAAUGCUGGCGGAGGCAGAAACAUCAGCAGUAACAAGACCCUUGCCGUUGAUAAUAGCCAUCGUGCGUCAAUUGGCUCUUCUGCUAGUAGCAGUGGCAGUCCGACUAGGAGUCGCAUUCCUACUCUUAAAGGACAGCGCAUGAGCAUCAAGAAAUACGAAAACAACAGACAUGUAAGCGUCAACGCUGCGAGGGCUAUUGGGAACAAAUCGAGAAUUCCAAGAAGGCGAGUCGUAGAACAAUGCUGCUAA
Molecule: messenger RNA, 948 nt
Organism: Trichoderma gamsii
Lineage: Eukaryota; Fungi; Ascomycota; Sordariomycetes; Hypocreales; Hypocreaceae
Exons: 2
Source: RefSeq, a predicted model, not a curated record